AUGCAGAAGGAGUCGACUCUUCACCUUGUCCUCCGUUUACGUGGUGGCAUGCAGAUUUUCGUCAAAACCCUCACUGGAAAAACCAUAACACUUGAAGUCGAGGGCUCGGAUACAAUCGACAAUGUCAAGGCCAAGAUUCAAGAAAAGGAAGGAAUCCCGCCCGACCAGCAAAGGUUGAUCUUUGCCGGAAAACAGCUGGAAGAUGGAAGAACUCUUGCUGACUACAAUAUUCAAAAAGAGUCGACCCUCCACCUUGUCCUCCGUUUACGUGGUGGCAUGCAGAUCUUCGUCAAAACCCUAACCGGCAAGACCAUCACCCUUGAAGUCGAGAGCUCAGACACAAUCGAUAAUGUCAAGGCCAAAAUCCAAGACAAGGAAGGAAUCCCGCCUGACCAGCAAAGGUUGAUCUUUGCCGGAAAACAACUUGAAGAUGGAAGAACUCUUGCUGACUACAUUAUUCAAAAAGAGUCGACCCUCCAUCUUGUCCUGCGGCUUCGUGGUGGGAUGCAGAUUUUUGUGAAGACUUUGACUGGGAAGACGAUUACGCUGGAGGUUGAGAGCUCGGACACGAUUGAUAAUGUGAAGGCGAAGAUUCAGGACAAGGAGGGAAUACCACCCGACCAGCAAAGAUUGAUCUUUGCAGGGAAACAACUUGAAGAUGGGAGGACUCUAGCGGAUUAUAACAUUCAGAAGGAGUCGACACUUCACCUCGUGCUUAGGCUGCGUGGGGGUGGUUGCUUUUAG
This is a messenger RNA of Striga hermonthica, 744 nucleotides long. The record is from the annotation of a GenBank genome assembly. NCBI's taxonomy places the organism in Eukaryota, Viridiplantae, Streptophyta, Magnoliopsida, Lamiales, Orobanchaceae.